Molecule: messenger RNA, 1989 nt
Organism: Giardia duodenalis
Lineage: Eukaryota; Fornicata; Diplomonadida; Hexamitidae
Product: Bip
Exons: 1
Coding region: 1-1989 (662 amino acids)
Biological process (GO): endoplasmic reticulum unfolded protein response; protein refolding; cellular response to unfolded protein
Cellular component (GO): membrane; cytoplasm; endoplasmic reticulum lumen
Molecular function (GO): misfolded protein binding; ATP hydrolysis activity; heat shock protein binding
Source: RefSeq, a predicted model, not a curated record
AUGCUCGCUCUUGUCUUUGCCGCCCUGGCUCUGGCGGAGACCAUCAUUGGGAUAGACCUCGGCACGACCUACUCGUGCGUGGCCGUCUCCCGCGCCGGCCAAGUGGAGAUCAUCCCCAACGAGCUCGGGGCACGUGUUACGCCCUCCUACGUCGCCUUCACGGCGGACGGGGAGCGCUUGGUGGGCGAUGCAGCAAAGAACUACGCACCAAUAAGUCCUGAGAAUACGAUCUUCGAUGUCAAGCGCCUUAUCGGGCGCAAGUUUGACGAUCCUGAGGUGCAGAAGGACAUGAAACUCCUCCCGUACAAAGUGAUCAAUAAGGAUGGGCGACCCUUCGUUCAGCUUUCGGGGACUAACUUGCCAAAGGAGCUGCAGAACAAAAUCAUGUCCCCAGAGGAGAUUUCCGCGAUGGUUCUCACGAAGAUGAAGACCAUCGCAGAGGACUACCUUGGCGAGAAGAUCACAAAGGCAGUCGUCACUGUUCCCGCCUACUUCUCCGACUCACAGCGCUCUGCCACCAAGGACGCCGGUCGCAUUGCUGGGUUAGACGUUGUCCGCAUCAUCAAUGAGCCCACCUCGUCCUCCAUUGCCUAUGGGCUCGAUAAGAAGACACAGGAGACGUCCGGCAAGGCGAAGAAUAUCCUCGUCUUCGACUGCGGCGGUGGUACGCAUGAUGUGUCCAUCCUCUCUGUCGACUCUGGCGUUUUUGAGGUUCUGGCCACCGCCGGAAACACCCAUCUUGGUGGUGAGGACUUCGACCGCCGCCUCCUCGAUCACUUCAUUGCAAUUUUCAAAAAGAAGAAUAACAUCGAUCUUUCUAUCACCAACACAGGAGAUAAGGCAAAGGAUAUGGCCGUGAAGAAGGCCAUAUCUCGGCUUCGGCGAGAGAUCGAGGCAGGGAAGCGCCAGCUCUCUACUGCCUCAUCUGUGCAGAUUGUUGUUGACUCCCUCAUCGAUGGGAUCGAUUUCUCUGAGUCGCUGACGCGCGCCAAGUUUGAGGAACUCAAUAUAGAUCUUUUCAAGAAGUCCAUUAAGCCUGUGGAGCAGGUCCUCCGGGAUGCUAAGCUCAAGACGACUGAUAUUGACGAGGUUGUCCUGGUCGGCGGGUCUACCCGUAUACCGAAGAUUCGUCAGCUCCUGCAGGACUAUUUCAAUGGGAAAGCCCUCAACAAGGACAUCAAUGCCGACGAGGCCGUUGCCUGGGGCGCUGCUGUACAGGCCUCCAUUCUCAGUGGUGCGAAGGAUCACGAUGUCCUCCUGAUAGACGUCACCCCGCUCACGCUGGGCAUUGAGACCCAGGGAGGCAUUAUGACGCCGCUUAUUGAGCGGAACUCUUACAUACCGGUUAAGAAGUCCAAGAUCUUCUCGACCGUUCAGGACCAGCAGACGAUGGUCAAGAUCCAGGUCUAUGAGGGAGAGAGGUCCAUGGUCAAGGACAACAACCUUCUGGGAAACUUCGACCUCAAUGACAUCCCUCCAGCUCCGCGGGGCACUCCACAGAUUGAGGUCACCUUCGAGAUAGACUCUAACGGCAUCCUCACAGUUUCUGCAGUGGAGAAGUCGUCGGGGAAGGAAGAGUCCAUCACUAUCAAGAACGACCGUGGCCGGUUGUCUGAAGACGAGAUCAAUCGUCUUGUCAAGGAGGCAGAGGAGUUCGCGGAGGAGGAUAAGAUAAACAGAGAGCGUGCUGAGGCUCGGAAUGCCUUUGAGAUGAUCGUGUCGAUAACAACGACUCAGACAACCGCGGAUAAGGAGGGCAACAUCGUUGACAAGAUCUCCUCAGACGACCUUGAGAAGGUCAAGGAGGCCGUUAAAGAGGCUCAGGACUGGCUCCGUGAUAACACUGAUGCCAGCAAGGAGGAGAUCGAGGAGGAGAAGAGCAAGUUCGAAAAAGUUGUCCAGCCCAUCCUCGGCGAAAACUUCGGCCGAUCUGCCAGCGCCGGCAGCAGCGGCCCUGAGUACGACUAUGCAGAAAAAGAUGAACUCUAA